Pelodiscus sinensis (Chinese soft-shelled turtle) is the source of this 1397-nucleotide messenger RNA. Its product is annotated as mediator of RNA polymerase II transcription subunit 1-like. Gene Ontology annotation, biological process: regulation of transcription by RNA polymerase II; cellular response to thyroid hormone stimulus. Gene Ontology annotation, cellular component: mediator complex. The record is from RefSeq and is a predicted model, not a curated record. NCBI's taxonomy places the organism in Eukaryota, Metazoa, Chordata, Testudines, Trionychidae. Gene Ontology annotation, molecular function: nuclear vitamin D receptor binding; nuclear thyroid hormone receptor binding; transcription coregulator activity.
GCUAUUUGACGUCUGACAUGUUCUAUAUAGAAGUUGAGUUGGAGAAAGAUGGAAAGGUGAUAGAUGUAAAAUUGGCUUACCCAGGAGAAUCUCCAGUGGUUUGUGAUGAUCUAAUGCAGCUUCUAAGGAUGAAGAAUUAUGAUGCUUUUGGAAAGAUUCUAGAAGGCCUGUUAAAUCUGUAUCAAAUUCCAGGAAAUAGUGACCUGAAAUCUAAGGUAUAUCUUGCCUUGCAAUCUUUGGAAAAAGAUCUCUAUUCAAUGUCCCUUCUGAACAGAACACCAGAUGUAGACAGAGUUACUGAAGUUCUGCAUGGAAAAAUAGGACGCCUUGUGCUAAGAACUGGAGGAACCCCUAUGAACAUUGAAUAUUAUCUGUCUCCCUAUCAAGUUCUGGAAGAAGAGCUGAACCCUGGCUCCCAAGUAUGUGGAACAAAAGUAUAUGUAACUGUUGGAAGUUCAAACACGUCACACAAACUUCCUAUUUCUCCAUUAAUUGUGGAUUCUGAGGCAGGAGAUGGCAACCCUGCUUUUUUAUCACUGACUGAUGAACUCAGCAUGGAUUUGUCAGCUUGCUUUUUCUUGACAUUUCAUCAGCCUUUUCCUAUGUCCUCAUCCAGUAUUCAGGAGAUACAGAAGUUAACAGGAGUUCCAAUGGAGGGACUGAAACUAGCUUCUCUUCAUUCAUUGAUUGUUCAGUUUAUCCUUAAUGAGGAGUACAAGGAAGAUCUGUCCAUGAAUAAUUCUUGUUUCUUUGUGUCUCUUCCAGGUUGCCCGAAGCACUGUUAUUUCAUAAGUAAGGGCACAGAGAAAUCAGAUAUAACAGGAGCCCUCAUCAGUAAAAUUCCAUUUACCCAUCCAAAGUGUGUGCCUCCUAUAAUUGAGAUUCUUCGUCAUCAAGUUGCCUAUAACACUCUUAUUGGCACCUGUGUCUCUAAGAACACUGCAAAUGAAGGUUGUUCAGAACUGCUUUAUUUUGAAGUUACUCCACAGAUGGACACUAGCUUUUGUAUCUCAUUCCAGCAUCCUAUCGGGGAGAGUUUAGCCUGUGUGGUAGCUGAUGUCUUGAGCUCCAGAAAAAUCAAAUGCAGUCUUUAUACAAAUCCUCAAGAUGUACCUCUAAAUUGCAGCAAUGACUUUAUCACAAGAGUCAUGGAGCGCUGUAUGUCUGUCCCCCUCGUCAUGAGAACUAUUUUCAAGAACACUGUUACACUGGAAGCUGAUACUAAGAAACAAAAUAGGAAUGGUUCUCAAUAUCUGCUUUCUCUCAGCUGUAUGUCUGUCCCCCUCGUCAUGAGAACUAUUUUCAAGAACAGUGUUACACUGGAAGCUGAUGCUAAGAAACAAAAUAGGAACAUGAUUCUCCCUACUAGGAGUACUGGCAACACAUUGAUAGAUUGA